Messenger RNA from Chrysoperla carnea, 1017 nucleotides. Its product is annotated as fibropellin-1-like. Lineage: Eukaryota; Metazoa; Arthropoda; Insecta; Neuroptera; Chrysopidae. The transcript has 5 exons. The record is from RefSeq and is a predicted model, not a curated record. Gene Ontology annotation, molecular function: Notch binding. The coding region runs from base 1 to 1017 and encodes 338 amino acids.
AUGAAUUUUCCAAAUUUACUACAAAUAACAUCAUUAUUAAUCAUAUCAUCACAAACGGUUUUAACUGUAAAAUCUUCGGAAAAUGAAGUUGAAUGUGGCGGAGUAUUAACAGAACCUCAUGGUGUGUUACAAACACCGAAUUUCCCACGACCAUUUAAUGUACCAAUAUCAUGUCGUUGGAUUAUCGAUGCAUCAAAUAUUGAUGCACCAAAUCCAUCGAUUGUCGUUUAUUUAACCCAAUUGUACGUGUUUACGGGAUUAACAUUCCAUGAGUAUGCACAUUAUGAGAGUGAAUCGUUAAAAGUUGGUGGACAAUUAAUACAUACGGUAACCGAACAAAAUGUAACACGUGUACUAUGGAUACGAACACCCGCACCAUUUAUGGUUAUUGAAUUUCGUUUAGAUCGUUUAGAAGGGAAUCAUUUACGUGUGUUAGAUAAUUUAUUAGAUGUGUAUGGAUUUAAUAUAACAUAUGAAAUAAGUACGUUUGCGAAUCCAGUACGUGCUAAUUCGUGUAAUGUGUUUAGUUGUUCAUAUACAGGACAUUGUUAUGUGAGUUAUGAUUUUCGAAACUUUGCGUGUGCUUGUUUUGAUGGUUUUUCCGGUCCAAAAUGUGGUACUGGUCCGCGUUGUCCUAUAAAUGAACAAGUGUGUUAUAAUGGCGGUACAUGUAGUCACUUGGGAGCAAAUGAUGCUACCUGCCAGUGUCCACCAGGAUACACUGGGGAUCGAUGUGAUAUCCAGCUGCCUAACUCGACUGAAGUUGGUUGUGAAAUCGAUCAAGAAUCAUCGAGUAUUAAUUGUGUGUCACAGUGCCCAGUAGAUGAAUAUUUAUCAAGUGUUUGUGAUUGUUCUCAUGAUGACAACAAAUACGUCUCAGAUAAAGUGCGGUAUGAAGGUACUAUCCGGCUUGCAAAUCUCCCAGCGAUACGUACGUCAUUUCCUGGUUAUUCAACAUUAGCAACCGCAACAUCACGAUCACUAGAAGCAGUCAUUGAGAAACAAGUAGGUUUUUAA